This is a messenger RNA of Paramecium octaurelia, 1016 nucleotides long. NCBI's taxonomy places the organism in Eukaryota, Ciliophora, Oligohymenophorea, Peniculida, Parameciidae. The record is from the annotation of a GenBank genome assembly.
AUGAAUCAAUAUAAAGUAGUGGGAGAUUAUCAAAUAUUUUUAAAUCAGAAACUGGGUACUGGCGCAAUGGGCGAAGUGUAUGUUGGGGAAAGGAAAUCGGAUAAACUCAAAGUUGCAGUGAAGAUAAUAUCAAAGUCAUACAUCAACUCAAGGGAUAAAUAUAAUAAGUACUAUAUAUAUAGUAAUGAAGGGAAUUGAUUAAAAAAAGAAUUAAGAGAGAAAUAGCCAUCUAAUAAGGUCUUAAACAUCCAAAUAUCAUACAAUUGCAUUGUGUUUAGGAAACCAACAAUUCUAUUUAUCUGUUCAUGGAACUGGCAAAUAGCACUUUAGAUCAAUAUUAUACUAAUAGUAAAUUAGAUUUUUAUAUUCUAUUGUAGAGAUAAUUAAAGAAGAAGAAAUGAAAAGCCUUAUAAGACAAGUGGUCAGUGCUUUCUUGUAUAUGUCUGAAUUAGAAGUCAUUAAUCAAUUUCAAAAUGAGAAGGUAUAUAAGGGAGUAUGCCAUUUGGACUUGAAACCUUAAAAUGUUUUGAUCGUUGGAAAUAGUAUCAAAAUUUCAGAUUUUGGCUUAUCUACUGCCCUGAGACCCUACGAAAGCUAAGAAAUGAUCGAAUUUUCAGAGCAAUUUGACAAUGUACCCUCUAAUUUAGAUUAUUUAGGAUAAGGCAGGUAAAAUCAAUAAUAAACAAGAGUCUCCUUUAUAUGGCUAUAGAAUAAUUAAGCUCUUAGCAAACAGAAAACUUAGAAAUUUUGGACGUUUGGAGUGCUGGAGUAAUAUUUUAUGAACUUGCCUUUGGUAAACAUCCUUAUCAUAAUCCUGAAUCAAAUUUCAAAAGUCCCAUAGAGAUCCUAUCUCUGUUGAAUACUACAGAAAUCAGCUAUCCAAAAUCCGAAUUUGAUGAUUAAUUCUACGAUUUGUUGAGAGGAAUGCUCAAUAAAAAUCAUAAGGAAAGAUUGAGCUGGAAAUAAUGUAAAGAGCAUCCAUUUCUAUUAUGAAUUGGAGUGAUAAAUGAAAUUAU